Messenger RNA from Postia placenta MAD-698-R-SB12, 606 nucleotides. RefSeq lists its product as hypothetical. The transcript has 4 exons. The coding region runs from base 1 to 606 and encodes 201 amino acids. The record is from RefSeq and is a predicted model, not a curated record. Lineage: Eukaryota; Fungi; Basidiomycota; Agaricomycetes; Polyporales; Adustoporiaceae.
AUGUCUGGGCAUGGCGAGCAGAUGUACCAUCUGAGGGACAACCAUCCCAACAUACCAGAGGAAGAAAAUGAGUGCGCUCUCGUGAGCACCAGCAACUCGUCCCUCGCAGGCGCCUUGACGCUGAGAAGUUCAGUGCCGUACACAGUAUAUACCGCCAAAGAAGGCAAUUUCCGGCCGCUGUUACCAAUCACGUACUGUACGAACGGCGUGCGCGGUGUGCCACUGUCUGCUUGUUCCAACAGGGAUUUUCUGGAGCGUCCCGAUAUGCAUCUGCAGGCCUUCCCGGGAUUGGAAAAGACACCAAAGAUCCAGAUCAUCAUCUCUUGGAGCAAAUAUCCCGUCUAUACCAGCAGACAACUUAGGUGGAAGCGAAUCAAAUCUCACGUCACAAGGGGAGAGCUGGCACAGAUGGUCGCAGAAGAGAUGAGACUCUUCAUCAUCCAGGCCAACGAGAGUAAAGCCAACGAGAAUGUGGCCGUCGCCGACGCCCAAUGGAAAGUUGGAGGAUUGGAUGGCAUCAACUUGAAUGACAUCUUCCUCGUUGAAAUCAAGCACGCCUCCAAAUCCCGCGUGCAGCCCUACUUUGAGAUUGUCCCCAAUCAUUGA